Acanthosepion pharaonis is the source of this 915-nucleotide messenger RNA. The record is from the annotation of a GenBank genome assembly. Lineage: Eukaryota; Metazoa; Mollusca; Cephalopoda; Sepiida; Sepiidae.
AUGCAUAGGAAAUUUCAACAUAAAGUCAUCCUUAUUCUCAUAAGUAUUUGUGGGACAUCUAUUAUAUUCCAUCAUUACCAAAGAAACAUUGUUUCAGUACAGCAAUCACAAGGAAGGCCAAAAUUUAUACUAAAGGACAUCAAAUGUAGUAAAAUUCUUCAAGGAGAUGCUAAAGAACUGAAAAAAGUUCAUGCUUGGAAUCUCAAGCACCAGUAUGUAAUCCAUCCAUCAUUUUAUAUAAAUAAAACCAAAUUCUGUCAUUUAUUUCAAGAGGAAAUGGGUUAUGACAGCUACCCAGUCACAGAUGAUGAAAAAAACUUUCCUAUAGCAUUUUCUCUCAUCCUCCACAAAGACAUUGAGCAUUUUGAAAAACUCCUUCACACCAUUUAUCGCCCUCAAAAUAUUUACUGCUUGCAUGUAGAUCAGAAAUCACCACAAGAUUAUAAAGAUGCUAUUUGGAAAAUUGCUGACUGUUUUCCAAAUGUAUUUGUGGCUUCCAAACUUGAGGCCGUAUUCUAUGCCUCCUACAGCCGUCUCCAAGCUGAUCUCAACUAUCUCCUAAAUUGGAUGAAAGACAUUUACAGCCCAGAUGAAUAUUUCUGGGCAACUCUUCAUCAUUCAUCACUGAAUCCUCAUCUUAAUGUGCCAGGUUCAUAUAAAGGUGACCCAAAUCUGAAGAAAUGGCUGGCUUCCUACUCCGCUUGGCAAUCUGUUGAACCAUGUAAUGGAAAAUGGGUUCGACAGAUUUGUGUUUUUUCAGCCAGUGACUUGAAACGCCUUCACAGACGUUACGAGCUAUUUGCGAAUAAAUUCCACCUCACAUAUGACCCUUUGGCUGUAUCCCUGAAGUUACAGCCCUCCAACAAGUGCUUUAAGUUGGCCACAAAAUCUGUGACUGUCUCUUCUUUUCUCUAG